AUGUCCGAUUCCCCGCCACCUCCUCCGUCUUGGAGUAUCAGCAACAUGGCCAACGGCGCAGUGCAGUUUCUCCGCCUGCCUGUCCUCGCAUCAUCGGGUCUGGCCGUGGUCGCCAGUGGCCUGCUCUAUUUCAAACAGAACGAACUGAUCUACCCCCGAAACGUCCCCGCCGAUGCGCGCACGAAUGUCCCAAGCCCUCGCAUGUUCGGCAUCACCGACUUUGAAGACCUGCAGAUCCCUACGCCGGACGGGGAGUCGCUCAAUGCUAUAUUCCUGCGGCAGCCGAAGACGCGCCAGAGCCGCAAUCUCACCGUGUUGAUGUUCCACGGAAAUGCGGGUAAUAUCGGCCAUCGCGUGCCGAUUGGCAAGGCUCUCCAGGAGACCCUCCGUUGCAAUGUGAUCUUGCUCGAGUACCGCGGCUAUGGGAUGUCCACGGGCACCCCUGACGAGGUGGGCUUGAAGAUCGAUGCGCAGACAGCUCUUGACUAUAUUCGGCAACGCCCCGAGUUGAAGGACACUACGAUUAUUGUGCAUGGACAGAGCUUGGGUGGUGCGGUGGCUAUUAAUUUAGUUGCUACGAAUCAGGACGCGGGAGAUAUUGGGGGGCUGAUUCUGGAGAACACGUUCAUGUGUAUUCGGAAAUUGAUCGCGACGGUGUUGCCUCCGGCACGUUAUGUUGCGCGCUUAUGCCAUCAAACUUGGGCAAGUGAAGACGUACUGCCGAAGAUCACCAAGGUGCCGAUUCUGUUUCUAAGUGGACUGAAAGACGAGAUUGUCCCACCACCACACAUGACCGGGCUCUUUGCCCUUUGCAAAUCCCCGAGCAAGGUCUUCCGCACUCUACCUAACGGCAGUCACAACGACACUGUUGCCGAGCCGGGCUAUUUCGAUCACAUCCAUUCCUUCGUCACGGAAGAGGUUCUGGCUGAUUACGACUGA
This is a messenger RNA of Penicillium lagena, 939 nucleotides long. Its product is annotated as alpha/beta hydrolase. The transcript is spliced from 4 exons. Bases 1 to 939 code for a protein of 312 amino acids. Gene Ontology annotation, cellular component: membrane. Gene Ontology annotation, molecular function: palmitoyl-(protein) hydrolase activity. Lineage: Eukaryota; Fungi; Ascomycota; Eurotiomycetes; Eurotiales; Aspergillaceae. The record is from RefSeq and is a predicted model, not a curated record.